Paramecium tetraurelia is the source of this 915-nucleotide messenger RNA. RefSeq lists its product as uncharacterized. The transcript is spliced from 4 exons. NCBI's taxonomy places the organism in Eukaryota, Ciliophora, Oligohymenophorea, Peniculida, Parameciidae. The record is from RefSeq and is a predicted model, not a curated record.
AUGAUAUCAGUAUUGCCCAUGAAUGAUCAUUUCAUUAUGUAUUUUCUAGCAAAUCAUCAAGUCUUUUUCCAAUUAUUACAAUUAAUCAAACCGAAUAAACAAAAUCAAUUAAUUUAAACUAAAUUUCUGAUCAAUCGAAUGAAUGAUUUUAUCGCUCUUGUUCUGGAAGUGUUCCCUCCUGAUCAUCAACUAUGGAUGGAUCUAUAAAUUAAGGAUUAACAAUUAGAAGAAGUUAUUGCUCAAAAUUAAAAUUAUUUCUCUGAUCUACUAAUGCUCUAUAUCCAAGAGAUGGAAAUUCGCUAACUCAAGGAUAAAAAACUAGGAUACAAAGGAAAAUACACUACCUAAUACAGUGAAGAUUUCAGUGAUAAAAUAAAUAAAGACAACACAUCAAUUAAUCGAUGGAUUUAUGAUCGAAUCAAAUAAUCAAACACAUUUCUAUAAAACAUUAGUACUUACAAUCAACAUUACAUUCCAAAACGUUACGAUAAGAUUGGCAAUUUCAAACCAGACCAUAAACCUAACUUAAAUGAAAUAUCUUGUCUCUCCUCUUAUGCUGUCAAUUAUAGAGACUGGAAGAAAUAAUAUCAUGGUCUCAUUGGUCCCAUUAAUUCCUCUAGCGAGAAGAAACUACCAUUUGUAGCUGAAACCAAUUACACUCGAAAUUUCGUCACACAAAAAUAUGAAAAACAAGAUCCUAUCAUCCCUAAAUAAUUAGGUCCAUUCCCAAAUCAACCAAAAACUCUGAUUCGAGAUACUACACACAAAUCUUAGUUAUAGUCAAAGAAACAAUCCCAUUAAAAGCUUAAAUGGGUCUUAAAUUUUGAUACAAUAUUAGCCAAUUAUGGUCUAAUUAUUAGGGUAGUCUUUUAGUUCUUAUUAGAUUUAUUUAAGGUCCAUUUGCAUCUAUUUUGA